Acipenser ruthenus (sterlet) is the source of this 4777-nucleotide messenger RNA. Its product is annotated as E3 ubiquitin/ISG15 ligase TRIM25-like. The record is from RefSeq and is a predicted model, not a curated record. Bases 425 to 2509 code for a protein of 694 amino acids. NCBI's taxonomy places the organism in Eukaryota, Metazoa, Chordata, Actinopteri, Acipenseriformes, Acipenseridae. The transcript is spliced from 13 exons. Gene Ontology annotation, molecular function: protein binding.
UGGUAACUCCUAUAGAUAAGAAGUUGUGUAAGCAUAAUGCAUUAUUUUAUCGCAUGGGACAUAGAAAUUAUCAUACAGAUUGGGGGCGUGUUUAAAGCCUUUAACUGUCUUUCUGGAGCAAAAGCAACACAACUAGAAAUUAAUCAAACACAGAAGUUUAAGCGAGUUAGGUUGUAUUCAUUUUCUAACACGUUUAUAUUUUUAAAGCUCUUAAUCUUGGCGCCAUUAUUUUCGGGUGUGUGGCGUUCUAGGUGCAUAACCACGACUACGCUUCCGGUACAAUACGGCCAUUAGAAUGAAGUGAGGUGUACAUACAGCAGAACUUCAUAACUCCCUGUCAGCCUGGAGGAAUUGCAUUUCUGCACCGCAGAGGGGAAACGGAGACUAUUAUCACGCAUUGAAAAUUGGGUACAGGGCAGACAAGAUGGCGGUCGAACCGUCGUCUUUGAGCAGUCUGGAGGAAGAACUGACCUGUUCCAUCUGCUUGAGCAUUUUCAACAACCCGGUGACCACGCCGUGCGGACACAACUUCUGCCUGAGCUGCCUAGAGCUCACCUGGAAGGACGACCUCGCGAUUGGCUACAGCUGCCCUCAAUGCAGGCACCAGUUCUACGCCAAACCCACCCUGCACAAAAACACCGUGCUGGCCACUGUGGUCGCCACCGUCAGCAAGUCUCUGAAAGACAAGAGCCAGGACGAAACGAAGGGAGCGGUUUUGGAUUCGACUGUAAUCUUCUGCGACACCUGUAUGGUCAACAAAGCCUCGAAGACUUGUCUGACCUGCAUGGUCUCCUACUGCGACUCCCACCUCAGACCGCACCACGAGAACCCCGUCUUUCAGGGUCACCAGCUGACCGAACCCCUGCCUGACCUGCAGCAGCACAUCUGCAAAGAGCAUCACAAAACGCUCGAGUUUUACUGCAAGGAUCACAACAAGUGCAUCUGUGGGGCUUGCCUGCACUCACACUUAACCUGUCGGUUUGCUUCGCUUGAUGGCGAGAUAGCCGAGAAGGAAAAAAAAUUGAAAGAAAAAGUGGUUACGCUGAGAGGACAGAUUGAGAAAACAAAGAAUGUAAUUUUUGAGAUGAAGGGAGAGCAGUCGUCUCUGAGAGAUUCAGCGGCGAACAGAAAGGCUGCACUUGAGGCGGAGUACCGCGUGAUGAAAGACCUCAUCGAAAAGGACGAGAGGGAGGCAAUGAACCUGGUGGAUACAGAAGAGCAAAGUGCCCAAGCCCGGAUCCAGAGCCUCAUGCACAAAAUUACAAAAAACAUUGAGGAGAUGAGCAGCUGCAAAGACCAGAUUGAAAGCGUGCUGGCUCAGGGGCAGCGAAUCACACUUCUGCAGUGCACAGUAGAGUUUCCACAAUUGCCGACAUUUACUCAUGCUCCUGGAAUCAACAUGAAUUCAAAGCAACUGAAAAUGUACAACUCAAGUGCCACGUCUCUCAAGAAAUACCUCACAGACGUAUUGAGCCUGCCAGUGGAGGAGAGAGUCCAAAUGCUGAAUGCAGCACCAGUCAAAACGGUGGAAAAGGGAAAAGAAAAAUCUGACAGCAGCAUAGAUCAGACUUCUGUUGUAGCUGGGGACAACACCCCCACAAAGAAGCCAAGGGAGAGGAGCAAGAACCGCAGUAAAUCUCCCAAACCACCAAAGCUCAAGGAUCUGCCUAAAAAUAAAAAUCCUCAACCACUGCCUGUUGUUUCUGUACCUGUUCCACUGUUUAGUGGAAAUAGCCUUCUGGGAGCAUUUUACUAUGGACACACAUCUCAAAAUUAUAUGUCAAAGUUCGUCAAACCAAUCAAUCCUACAGAAGUGAAAAAUAGGCACGAUCUUCAGCAAAAAAAUCCACAGCCACUGCCUGUUUCUGUACCUGUUCCACUGUUUAGUGGAAAUAGCCUUCUGGGAGAUUUUGUGUCAAAGAUCGACAAACCAUUCAAUCCUACAGAAGUGAAAAAUAGACAGGAUCUUCUGCAAUAUGCUUUUGUCCUUACACUGGAUGCCAGAACCGCACACAAAAGAAUCGUCAUCUCAGACAAUUUCACCAAAGCAUCAGUCUCCGAUGAGCUGAUGACGUACCCGGACAGCCCAGCGAGAUUCACAGUCUGCUCCCAGGUUCUGUGCUCCAAAGGAUUCUCCAGGGGGCGCCACUACUGGGAGGUGAAGAUGACCAGCAGCAACUUCUGCGCCAUCGGCGUGGCCUCCGGCAGCAUCGAGCGCAAGGGGCCGACCAGCAAGCUGGGGAGGAACAAGGAGUCGUGGUGCAUCGAGUGGUUCAACGUGAAGCUGUCCGCCUGGCACGACCAGCGUGAGACAGUCCUGGAGAACCCCAGCUCCAGCAGAGUCGGGGUGCUCCUGGAUUGCGACGGGGGCUCCCUCACCUUCUACAGCAUCUCAGACAGAGUGUACCCCAUUCACACCUUCUCAUGCCACUUUCCAGAGGCCGUCUAUCCGGCCUUCUGGCUCUUCUCCAGCGGCACCGCAGUGUCUCUGUGCAAGCCGACUGCCUAACACACGUUCAUACUGCCAGGGCGCUGCACAUGCACGCAGCUCGGCAUCUUAAACAGCUUAAUCCAAAUGCAUUUCUCUUUGAAAAAACAAGAAAAAAAAAAAUCAGAACACAAGCUGAAUUUAUGUAGUUUGAUACAGUAAGUUAUGACAAUAUAGUAGGGCUGCAACGAAGGGUACAUUUUGAACUUCGAAGGUUCUGAACACUUGACCGAAGGAAGGUUCGAACCUUCGAUGGUACUAAUUUGCAUAAUUUACUGGUGACAUCAUCAUAGCCACUUGCUUGUAUUGGAUUGAAAAUCCUAUUACUUUACAUGUAAUCCAUAUAAAUGGAAUAAAACAUUCACAUGUAGUUUUUAUAAUUUAAAUAAAAAUACACAUUGUUUAUUUACACGUAAUUGAUACUGCUUGCGAGUAAGCUUGCAUUGCAGCAGCACUAACUGCAGCGGACCGAGGCAAAACUAACUUAAUUUAACAGUCACUGUUCCAAACAGUCACAGUCACAUUUUACUACUACGAGUACUACUACUAAUCAUAAUAAUAAUAAAACUUACGCUUGUCAAGUGACCUCAGAGAUUGGUUGUGCCUCGAUGAUACAUCAACAGCCGCUUGCACAGUUUGCAUUCAACUUUUUUUUUGGUCGUCUGGGCAUUUAACAAAAAAAUCCCAAACAGCAGAGGGGUUUUGAGACAUUUCUUUCAAUACAGCUUACGCUGUACAUCGCUUUGCUGUCGAGAUGGCGAAUGAAGAAAUUUAAGGAUUGCCUCUGGAUAACACGAGUUGGAGGGGGGAGGGGCAGACGGUGCUCAGAUUUUUAAAUUGAAAUUAUUAGUGUUAGCAUAUAUUUUGUAUGUUUCAAACAUAUUCUACCAUAGCACUUCAACUGUUAUAGGUACCCCCCCUCUUCAAAUUCCUGGCUAGCGAAUGAACCUUCGAACACAGCCCGACAAUAUAGUUGGAGAAAAUUAAAACUGGUAGAUAAAAUGUUCCAAAUGAGGACAAUGACAAUGGGUUCACCUGCGUUUAUCAAAGUCAUACAUAUUAAAAUAAUUGUUGAUAUGCAUGCAUGUUUUGAGAACAAAAGAUAAACCCUAACUGGAUGCAAACCAAAAAAAAUAAAGAUAACUUGCAAGUUCGCUUGAGUCGGGAGUGGGUCUGGUGAUUCUGUUUGAAUCAGUGUAGAUAGUGCAGAGUUUUCUUGGUUUGUGAUCCCUUAUACAAGUUUGGAAAGGCUUGGUUGUAGAGUUGCCCUGGAAGUUCACUGCGCAGUGUGUCGGACGUUCAUUUAGAUUGUUUAGGCAGAGGCCACAGGACGUGCGCGGGAUCUAUUGCUUAUAAACGUGGGGUAGCUUCAGGGUGGUAGACAGUUUAAGACAGUGGCAGCCCUGUGUGAGGGUAAGGAAUACAAAAGCAGUCUUAAAAAUGAUCAUGGCAAGUGACAGCAAAAUAGCCAUACACAGUAUAUUUGUAUUUACUUAUUAUUUUUUUUAAUCAUGCCAUAUGUUGUGUGCGAGAUGUGUGUUGUGAUUGAAAUAGGAUUGUAUCACUGCAUUGAUGUACUAUAGACCUGGAUUAUAAGUGACAGGUUGGAAAGCAGAUCUAUUGUUCUUUUGUGUUUUAUUUUGAUAUUAGUAGCUUAAGACAGUAAGCUUAUGCAGAAGUACCUGUCAGUGGCACCUGAUCUUCACUGGAAGGUCAUGGUCAAAGAUCUGAAGGGACACCUUGGUCCCAAAUAAGUUGUAUUCUAUUAUUUAAAAUGAAGUCGAUCUGUUGUAUGUGCAUUAACACAAGUAUAUAUAUUUCUAAAUUGUGUUCACCCUUUGCUUUAGAUAAUUCUACAAUUCUUCAUAUGCUAUUAAAACACUCACCUUGUGCUGAAUUUUAAAAUACUAAAAGAAAGUUAAUAAAUUAAUUAACAGACAUUUUGACUAAGUCUUUUUCAAUGUCUUCCAUCGAAGACUUCUAGUCGAAACAUUUCUCAUUGAUUUUGUUCAAUUUCUUUUAGUAUUUCUAUAUACCAGUACAAAACGGCAUUUACAGUAGGUAUUCCUUUUUGAUUCUCAGUCAACGAAACGUAACUUUAACAGCUCAGUCCAGACCAAUCCCUCCGAUUUCAGAGAAGGCUUACCGUAUUUAAAUAAAACACUGAUCUGCGAGUAACUGAAUGCAUUGCAUUAGAUUAUCAGUGAAAGUAUGCAAGGUGCAAAGGUUAAAAGAAAUAAGAUAUGUCAUUCAGUGUUUAAUCAGCUCAAUAAAAAUCUGUUAAAGGCA